AUGUCCCCAAUAAUCCGACAAGUUGCAUCCCGCCGCACCUUUUCCAUCCUCACCCGAGCCCGCCAACUAGCACGUGGCUUCGAACCACACCCAUUCGAACGCUAUCCCCUUUCUCAACAGGCUGCUAAAGCUGAUUGGGGCAAAUUGGUUAAGAGGACUGCCGGAAAUGCUGUAUUAUAUUUCCCCGGUUUUGCACUUGUGCUCGGAUGGCCAUUGUUAGCUGAGAAGGCCCUGAGGAGAACUUGA
Molecule: messenger RNA, 246 nt
Organism: Botrytis byssoidea
Lineage: Eukaryota; Fungi; Ascomycota; Leotiomycetes; Helotiales; Sclerotiniaceae
Exons: 2
Coding region: 1-246 (81 amino acids)
Source: RefSeq, a predicted model, not a curated record